GGCGAUUCUGAGUCGAACGGCAACAAAAACAUGUCCGAGUGCGACGCGCUGCGAGGCUAAAGGAGCGACGGCCACCUGCAGUCGCUGCAACAAGCUGUCGGGGCGACCGACUGCUAUGUGAUUCCCAUCGUGUCGACGGCCGACAACCCAGAAAGAUGCCGCAGAAAGCACUGGGAUCCAUUGUAGGUCUUCUUUGUACCGGGACCUGUCUGGUGCAGGGCAAGGAGUUCUGUUUCGGUGUAAACAAUGAACAGUACCGCUGUGAGAUGGGGUAUUGCUGUGGAGAGACCGAGUGCUGCACCUACUACUAUGAGCUUUGGUGGUUCUGGCUGGUAUGGACCCUAAUCAUCAUGCUGAGCUGCUGCUGUGCCUACCGACACCGAAGAGUUAAAAUGCGCCUUCAGCAAGAGCAACGUCAGCGUGAGAUCAGUCUCAUGGCCUACCAGGGAGCCUCUAGUUCCUUCAUUUCUCCUCCACCACUCAAUCUGAGAUUUUGGAAUGACUGCAAGCUUCCUGACUAUGAAGAGGUAGUAGGUCACCCCCCAACACCACCACCUCCUUAUUCCGAAAACCCUCCUGAAACGCAUCCAGCCCUCCCUCCCCAACUGAGCCAUCCUCAGCCACAUGCUGCCGCAGGGCCACAGCUGCUCUCUGGGACAGAACCAGAGUUAAACAGCCAGGCCUCAGGCUCAUCAUUGGCUCAAGCAGCAGCUCCUGUGCACAUCCAGUUAGAGCAUCGGGAAGAGGAGAAUGUGGAGGCUUCAUUAUUGGCUGAGGAGGAGGAGGAUGAGGAGCUAAUCACUCGCCGUCGGCACGUAACCGGCGACUCAGGUAUUGAGGUAUGUAUUUGCCAGCUAGAUGUAGAUGAGGGCUCAGGUCUUGAGGAGGAAAGUGAUGAAGAGCAUCAAAUGUGCAAGGCCACCGGUGGAGACUGCUGCUCUGGGCACCAGCAGCAGCAGCCCUUCAGACAGAAGGAGCACUCGUCUGAGCUGCCCAGCCAAACCACCAGCACCACUGGAGACCACAUGGUGUGAUGUGUUGCUCUCCGCCUCGUACUGGGUGAUAUAACAUAAUGGCUGCUAUCAUCAUCCUCACCACAGGGAGUGUUUGUGUUUUCAUAUCAAAACUAACACAGGCAUGAUGAUGAUGAUGAUGAUGAUAACUAAUCUAAUGGCCCUUGGUUUCGAAAGGACACUUCAUGGAGUCCUAUUUGACUCUUUCUGUUUUGCUUUUUCUUAGUGGGUAAACUAGCAGACUUUCAGAUUUUCUAUCUGGUUAAUUGUGACAAUAUAAUUUGGUAGCAAAUCCUUUUUGAAUAGAGGACUAGCUAGGAGCCUACCAUCAAAAUCAAGCAAAAUGUUGUAUCCCCACUAGGACUAAGCAGACCAGAAAGCAAACCUUUUCAAACCUUACAAUCAUAGUGGUUAGACGUUUAUAGUACACAUUUCAUUAUCCCUGAAGCAGUGUGUGUAAGAAACCUAGUGAGCGUGCUGUGUAAUCUAGGGCACAGCUGCAUGGUGAUGUCAGCUCUAAUUGACAACCAGCAUCUGGUGUAAAGUCUGAGAAACUUCUUACAAAGUGACUGUACCUAGACUAUGGGGGAAUAAGGCAGGGUAAUAGAAAAACCCACAACCGGUAGUAGAGAGAGAUAUGAAUGAGCUGAAUUAGUCACCCUCCUCCUGACACCCAGCACCCUUUUCCUUUUUGAUAUCCAUACUGUGGCCUCAAGGGUUCACAGAUUAUUAUGACUGUAAUUAAGGGGUGAUCAACGUUUUGUGAUUUAUUGAUUGUGUGCACAUUCAGAGUCUGUUCUCUGACUGCAUUUUUUUGGAGAGAAAUAGCCAAAAAGGGCUACGCCACCAACAUUUCUUAAUCAAUAAAAGCCUUGUGGUGGCUUUUUGUUAGCAUGUGUGAUUUACUGUUACAGCGGAGUAGAUUGCUCAGCGUGUGUUUUGUACGUUUGUAAAGAAGGAUGUGGUUUUUCUUUUUGUUUUUGUUUUUUAUUUCAUGACGAGCUAGUUCAUUAAAUGCAACAGGUGAUAUCAUGAAUUGCAACAAAGCCGUACUAAUCGUACCAGUCAGUGGGUGUUAGUUCAGUAGGUUCGGGUUGUGUGUGUACCUUUUUUAAAGUGCUGUAGCAUCUGGUUAAAAUAUUCAGCUCUGAGGUGGAUUAAAAAUAAAACGCACUGGUAUAUUUGCAUGAAGCAUGAAUUUCUGUCUUUAAAUUUGAGUUAAUUAACAUUUUCCAGCAGCUGUGUUACUUGCAUUGCCGUGUGCUUAUUAUAACAGUGACGGGCUACACAACUCUGUACCCAGAUGCUGGUGCAGAGAAGCUCAAGCUCUAAUUUACUGGAUCUGGUUUCAUUGUGUUCAUAAAGUUUUUUUUAAUGGUGAUAUAGAGUUUGACAGCAUUGGUAGCUGGCGAUCUCCUGGCUCGUUAUGGCCCCUGUAGCUCUCGGCAGUGUGAGGGAUUUGCGAUGGUAUUUUCCAUUGUGGCAAAGGGCAAGUGCAGCAAGUUGAGGUGGAUGCAGGCGCUGCUUUGCAGUCCAUUCAGUGACGCCUGCAGCGGUUGUGAAUAAGUGCAUGCUCUCCUGUGUUGCUGUUGCCUGUCCAACAUGUUGUAUUGUAUGUGUGUGUGUGUUUGUGUGUAUAUAUCCAAAGCGUAGCAUUCAUACUGGAUGUUGUCAGAUAUGGAAACCACAGGAAAAAAAACUGAAAUUGAUUGAGAUUAAAGAGUCCGUGUCUCUUGCAGACAAAGUAUGAUCAGCUAUCUUUUUGUUUGCCUGCUCUGGUGCCGUGUGAUAAAUUGGCACAUUGUGUAACAUCUCAGGUCAGUCGUGCGGCCUCACACCAACACUCACCUGUGCUUUGUGUUAUGCUUCUCAGCAUGUGAAGAGCUUUUGAACUGUUCAACAACUCCAAAGACCUGUUAAGGCACUUCAAGGGCAAACGUUCCAUUUUGAGUUGGUCCAUGUUUUUCAGAUACCAACAUUUCAUAUCAUAACAGUUUGAACUCUGACAAGGACAAGUAGAACAGUCUUGGCAUUACCUAACGCCGGCUUCUGCUUAAAUACGUAUAAUUUUAGAAGCUGCACAGCUCAGUGGUGCAUGAAACCUACAAAUAGCAUAACCUGGAGCUCACUUGUAGAGGUUGUGUGUUUUGAGUUCUAUACUGUGAGCUGGAGCAUUUGCUGUUGUAAACUGGAAAAACAUCCUGGAGGUCACUCAGUAUGGACGCCUGCUUAAAUGUUCCCUUAAACAUUGGAUACUCACAUUAUGAACACCUUGUGUUGCCCACUGAAACAGGUGCUUAAAUGACGCUGACCUUUUCAGUAAAGCUGUUAGACUGUGAGCAUGAACACACAUUAGCAGAAGUAACACAAGGACUGUUUUUGACCAACAUGCCUCCAACUGCCUUGCUGCAUUUUUAGAGAGGAAACAUUUCUGACAACGGAGCUGCAGAGUAUAAUUCAGCCUCAGCGGGACGACAGACGUGCUACUGCCUUAUUAGAUCAGAUUUACAUAAGUGGUUUUCUUCCAGCUUUCUUUUAAUUGGUGACAUUUGUGUUGCUCUGGAGCGUGAUCGCUGCAGAGGAGUGUUUUUGGAUCGAUGGAAAAUAGCAUCUGAGCUUGCGUUUAGAAAAGUUUUUGGUCUAUAAAAAUUUCGCCUGCUCAGUGAUGUUUUACUUACUGUUCAUUGGGUUUGUACCUUAGGGGUGAUUGUUUUUAAAUUUCAAAUACUGUGUGUCUUGUUAAUUGUGGCGCUGAUGGAAUUUUUCAAGAGUAGACCGAGUUAGUGCUCAUGUAGUUUGUGGAAUAACUGGAUGGACAGCCUAUGGUUAUAUUUAUAAAUUGGAGAGUAAAAACUAUACAGAUUGCUUUGUAACCUUUUUGCCGAUGUGCAUUUUUGCUUGUUUGUAUUUAGACAGAUUAACAGACAAAGCAAGGGAAUGAGGGAUGGAGUGGGCUUUUUUUGUGCAUGAGUAAACUGGAAUUUUAUAGACUUACCUUUGCCAAACUACUAUUGCUCUUACUUUCUCAUGUUUACCGAUCCUAAGGGCUAGAACAGUCAUCGGUUGUGGUCAAGCAUUUCAUUUCUGUCGUUCAUUUAAAACCACAUUUGUCAGCGUCACGCUGAUCAGACAUUUGCAGCGUGAGCAUUGUUUGGAUUUGUCUUCUUGUUGUGGUGGAGCUCCUAUUCAAGAAUAGUUGAUUGUAUAUGACCGUGUGUUUGUUUCUAGGCUUCGACAUUGCCUUUUUUGUUUACUGCAGCUGAGGUGUGUGAUGCAACCUACCCAAACCCCGUCCAGUGGGAAACAAGUCUUCACGUUGCAUGUGUAGUUGUUACGGGAGGUUUUGCUGUGCUCCGGUGGUGCUUUGUGGACGUCCGCGCUGCACCGAGCUUGUGUCUUGGUAACAGAAACUGUAGCCAGCGCUGUAGCUGUUUGAUUUUUCUCGUCCGCACCGCUCUGUGUCGCGGACCCCUGGAAACAGGAGGGCACGGCCGCCCGUGUAGACGUGAUGACAGCGGUGGUCGUACACAGAUCGUCUCCGUUUUCACUGAGCUGCGUGUGUUUGUGUGGUUGUCGUGAUGAUGGUGUAUUAGGAUUCCCACUCUCAGGGUUAUAACAACUAGUGCUAGAGUUUUAAAUUAUUGCAUUUUCACCCACCACUCUCAGAAAGCCAAAGCAGUUGUUUCGUGAAUAUUGUCGCCCAAUAUUAACUGUACAUCACAUCUGUGUAGAAUCUUGUACUUUACCCAACUAGGCUAUGCAAAAACCUAAACCUACUGUUGUAUGCUGCGAACCCUUUCUUACUUUCAUUUGUUUGUGGACACCAGUACAAGCAAUAUCAUUCUCUGUACUUGUGGCACUGCACUGUACUGUAAUCUACUUUGGCUGGUCUGUGUAUUUGCAUUUUUUUUUUUUCAGAAAGCCUGCAUAAAUAUAUGCUUGUAAUGCUAUUUCAAUUAUGUAUGUCAGCUGGGGGGCUUUCAGUUCAAAAGCCAUUCUAGUUAAUAUUUUGUUUAGUUUUAGUUUGUCUUUUUCCAGUCUGCCUCCUCAACCACUAACACUUUUCCACAUGAAUGAGUUGUGUAAGCCGAAAGAAGAAGUUUCAUAUAAAUGUUGGGUGUUGUUGGAUGAAUUCCUUUUAGGCACAUUUAUCCGUUUGAUGCAUUUCCAUCCCUCACUUUUGUUGCACUAAUCCAGUAAGUUGUGUUUCUUAGAUUGAACAACUGCUUUCAUCUUGUUUUCAUUUUAUUGAUUCUUAACUGACUGAAAUAUCUGAAUAUUUAACUGUUGCCUUUUAAUCCUCAGUAAGUACAACACCACCAGUUUCCAAAAUUUGUAUAUACUAUACAUAUGAAAGACCUCAACAUGGAACACAGUCAGCUAGAGUUAGACCAGGACACUAGCAGAAAUACUUUAAACCACUCAUUGUCUACAAUGACACACCUGACUUUAAACCAGCUAAAAUUGGUAAAGUGGAAAAGAUCUGGAAGCACUGAAUGAUAAACUUGCUUUGGUUUUGAGAAUAUGUCUGCUGUGUACUCUUUAGGUCAUCAUAUGUAUUUUAUUUUUUUAAUAAAACAAACAUUGGCAAUAAACA
Betta splendens (Siamese fighting fish) is the source of this 5610-nucleotide messenger RNA. RefSeq names its product WW domain binding protein 1 (gene wbp1). Bases 156 to 1034 code for a protein of 292 amino acids. Lineage: Eukaryota; Metazoa; Chordata; Actinopteri; Anabantiformes; Osphronemidae. The record is from RefSeq and is a predicted model, not a curated record. The transcript is spliced from 4 exons.